Molecule: messenger RNA, 1848 nt
Organism: Capsaspora owczarzaki ATCC 30864
Lineage: Eukaryota; Filasterea; Ministeriida; Capsasporidae
Exons: 6
Coding region: 1-1848 (615 amino acids)
Biological process (GO): protein dephosphorylation
Molecular function (GO): cation binding; protein serine/threonine phosphatase activity
Source: RefSeq, a predicted model, not a curated record
AUGGGUGGAGGAGGCUCGAAACCGAAAAACGAAGCGGCGCAACUCUUCUUCGACCGCAUCAAGGCGCAGUACGAUGUCGGCAAGGACACCAAGGGACUGCCCAAGCCAGACGCCUCGUUCAAGGCAUUGGCUUCAGCGCUCUGCGCCAUUCCUCGCGACGACGAACACGCCGUCAUCAGCAUUUGCAAGAAGCCCGUCAACGAAACCAUCGUGGCUGCACUCACCAAGGCAUUCGUGCGAAACCGAGCCAUCGAAGGACUGCUCUUCUCCAAGUGUGAAAUGAAGGACAACGCACUGGCUGCACUGUUCCAACUCAUCUUUUCAAACAUUCGGAUUGCCUUCUUUGACCUGUCACAAACGAGCUUAUCGAGCGAGCAGCUCACUUCCCUCUGCGAGAGCCUGCUCGCGAACGAGUUUCUCCAGAGUGUCGGCAUGGUUGGCCUUGGUAUCACGGACGCAGAGGUGGAGCCCGUUCUCAACCUGCUGCGCAAAACACGCACCCUGCGUGCAAUCGAUCUCUCCGACAACUUGUUCACCGCAAAGACACUGGAAACGCUCGUUGAUAUUGUAGCAGCGAACGCGACCAUAUGUCGCCUCACGCUUCGUGGAUACAUCAUUCCAGCACCGCUGCAGCGACGGCUGUCCGAUCUUCUUGACCGCAACACGGCCGUCACCCAAGUGCUCGAUGAAAUUCUCGAUAAUUCCUGCAAACGCAACUUUAGCACCCGUCUUUCUGCCUUCCGCCGAUCUGUCUUCCUCCGGCGAGGAGAAGAGGAACCGCAAGAGGGCGGAGUUGAAGACGCCGCUGCACCAACGUAUAAGCUCUACCGUUCAUCAACUGUGCUGAAUGACAAGUUUGUGCACAUUGUAUCCGAGCGGUUUGCCGUGUCUUUUGGCGAAUCGAAAGGCCGAAGAAGCGAAAUGCAAGAUGUGCUCUUUGUUCAAGGCCGAUAUCGUGGCGAGGUCGAUCAAGAUUUUUUUGCAGUGUAUGACGGGCACGGCGGACGAGAGCCGGCUGCGUAUUGCGCCAAGCAUUUGCAUUUACUAAUUGCCACAGAAAUGGAAAAGAUCCCUGCUGGGGGCAUUCCUGCCGCUUUCAAGGCUGCUUUUGCAGAAUGCAAUCGACGGUUAUCUGCAUUCUGCAGCAUUCAAGGCACCACCGCGACCUGUCUGUACAUUUCGCCAGAGAAAACCUUUUAUUUGGGCCACGUCGGUGACUCGCGCGCCGUCUUUGCCACGCGCAGUGCGUCCGCGCCAAGCCAUGCCGUCAAGCUGUCGGAAGACGACACCAAAGCCUUCCAAGAUGCAGGUGUUGUGCAACUGACGCGAGACCACAAUCUCAAGGACGAGGACGAGCGGGCAGCUGUUGCAGCGCGCGGCUGCACCAACUUUGCCAACAACCGCGUGAACGGGCAGCUCACGCUUACGCGUGCCUUGGGUGAUUCCAACUUGUCUUCGUACUUGUCCUGUGAACCCGACGUGUACGAGCAUGCCCUCAUUCAAGAGGACGAGUUUGUCAUUCUCGCCUCUGACGGCAUCUGGGACGUGGUGACGCCGGUUCGAGCAGUCGAGUUUGUGCGCGAAAAGCUGGCUUCCGCCCCUCUCGACGGCAUUGCGCAGCAGCUGGUCGAUCUUGCCUUUGAAUCCAAUAGCAUGGACAAUCUUUCUGCCAUCAUUGUCUUUUUGCGUGCGCCAAGCAGCACCAAGCGCGCCGAGCCAGCCGAGCCAGCUGAGGCUGGAUCUGCUGCCGCCGCCACAGUCGACGCGACGGCUGACCCAGCCACGCCAACCACGCCAACCACGCCAACGCCCAAGACUCCUUCCAGGCAUUCUGUUGGGUUUCUCUGA